GAUUUACAGAUAAUCAGUACAGAUGAAAACCAAGUAUUUGUGGCUGUUCAAGAGUGGUACCAGACAGACACGUACAACCUGUACCAGUCUGACCCGCAAGGUGUUUACUACUCUAUCCUGCUAGAGAACGUCCGGAGCACAAAGCAGCCAGAAGAGAACGUCCUGAUAGAUAUUCUGGAGGUCAGGGGUGUAAAAGGAGUCUUUUUGGCCAACCAGAAAAUUGAUGGGAAAGUUACAACUCUGAUAACCUACAACAAAGGCCGUGACUGGGAUUUUCUAAACCCUCCAGACAUCGAUAUGAACGGCAAACCGACAAACUGCAAACCUCCUGACUGCUACCUUCACCUCCAUCUCCGCUGGGCAGACAAUCCCUACGUGUCAGGAACAGUCCACACGAAGGACACUGCUCCAGGACUCAUAAUGGGGGCAGGUAACCUGGGGUCCCAGCUGGUUGAGUAUAAAGAAGAGAUGUACAUAACGUCUGACUGUGGGAACACGUGGCGUCAGGUCUUUGAAGAAGAACAUCACAUCUUGUACCUGGACCAUGGUGGAGUUAUUGUGGCCAUCAAAGACACCUCUAUCCCUCUGAAAAUACUCAAAUUCAGCAUAGAUGAAGGCCAGACAUGGAGUACGCAUAAUUUUACCAGCACUUCAGUAUUUGUAGAUGGAUUACUUAGUGAACCUGGAGAUGAGACACUGGUCAUGACAGUCUUUGGACAUAUUAGCUACCGUUCAGACUGGGAACUGGUGAAGGUGGACUUCAGACCAUCCUUCCCCAGGGAGUGCACUGACGAUGACUAUGAGUCCUGGGAGCUCACAAAUCUACAGGGAGAUCGUUGCAUCAUGGGCCAGCAGAGGAGCUUUCGAAAGAGGAAGAUUUCAUCAUGGUGCAUUAAAGGGAGAAGUUUCACAUCAGCUCUCACAUCCAAAGUUUGUGAAUGUGUGAACUCUGAUUUCUUAUGUGAUUAUGGAUUUGAGCGCUCUGCACCUCUGAAGUCAGAGUCUAGCAAAUGCUUUGCUGACUUUUGGUUUAAUCCAGAAGCACCUCCUGAAGACUGCGUGCUGGGGCAGGCAUACACCAGCAGCACUGGGUACAGGAAAGUUGUUUCUAAUGUGUGUGAAGGUGGCGUAGACCUGCAGCAGAACUUAGCACAGCAUAUGUGUCCAUUGAUUGCUCCCAAGGGACUUCAGAUCAGCAUCAGAGAAGAAAGCCUGGCUGUUAAGCCUGGGGAAGACAUCACCUUCGUUGUCAGACAAGAGCAGGGUGAUACAUUGAAUACCAAAUACCAGGUAGAUCUUGGAGAUGGCUUUAAGGCAAUAUAUGUGAACCUUACGAUGACUGGAGAACCCAUCCGUCACCGCUAUGAGAAUCCUGGGAUUUACCGAGUCUCGGUGAAGGCUGAGAAUGUGGCUGGGCAUGAUGAGAGUGUGGUGUUCGUCCAAGUCAACUCUCCACUGCAGGCUUUAAAUUUAGAAGUGGUUCCAGUCAUUGGAAGAAACCAGGAGGUGAACCUGACAGCCAUCAUACUGCCUAAGAACCCUAAUUUGACAGUCUUUUACUGGUGGAUAGGAAACAAUCUUCAGCCACUCCUUACAUUGGAGAGUUUUCUGGUGACAAAGUUUGCUGAGACAGGUGACAUCAGAGUUACAGUGCAAGCUUCCUGUGGGAGCUCCAUGCUUCAGGACUCAAAAGUUGUCCAUGUUUUUGAUCAUUUUCAUGUUCUUCCUCUGAAGUUUACUAAGCACCUGGACACGUACAACCCUGACAUACUGGACUGGAGGGAAGAUAUAGGGCGGGUAGUAACACGACUUCUUGCAAAGGAAACCAAUAUACCCGAAGAAACACUUAUGACAGUAGUGAAACCUGGUCUGCCCACAACUGCUGACUUGCAUGUGCUACUACCAGCAAACCAACCAAAAAGGAAGAGAAGUAUAACUAGUGAUAAGAGAAUAGCGGCUAUAAAGCAGGCCUUGAAUGCCCACAACAUCAGUUUCUUUCUGAGGGGAGGAUACUGGGUCUUAGUGACUUUAGCUGACUCCGGUUCAGACUCUCAGAGGAUUGGAGGAGGCAGUGGCUACUGGGCUAUUGUGGUUCUCUUUGUUAUCUGUCUAGUUGCAGUUGGGGCUAUCAUCCUCUACAAGUUCAAAAGGAAACUGCCAGGCAGAAAUGUCUACGCUCAGAUGCACAACGAAAAAGAGCAGGAGAUGACAAGCCCUGUUAAUCAUAGUGAGGACACCCAGAACAUCAUCCAGGGUGAGGAGUUUAUUGAUGAUGAUCUGGACUCUCAAACACUAGGUAACGCAAGAGUGACUCCUUCUGGGAGAAGUGGCAACUUGAACAGCUACAGAGUUCCCUUAUUGCUGAUGCCGGUCAGUGUCCAGUCCCAGGCAGUCACUCAGGCGUGGUUUUGA
Molecule: messenger RNA, 2412 nt
Organism: Leptosomus discolor (cuckoo roller)
Lineage: Eukaryota; Metazoa; Chordata; Aves; Leptosomiformes; Leptosomidae
Source: RefSeq, a predicted model, not a curated record